AUGAUCUACUUCCGCACGAAAAAGGAGCUCGGUGAUUUAUUUCUAUUGCCGCCAGUGUCGCUAUGGGGACGUCGAUUCAACCGCGCUGCAUUUGUUUUUAUCAUGCUCGGAAUCGGAGAUCUGGCUAUUGAAACAUGCGACGGACCGAACUACGCGGGUACGGAUCCUGGAUAUCCUUAUCUUCCAACGGGAGAGCAGAACAAAAUUUACGAUGGAGUAUUGGCGGGGCUUUUCACCUUGGAAUUUAUUCUCCGCGGUAUCCAAGCCAAGAGCAUUCGAGCUGUUGUCCGUGAUCCGUACAUGUGGUUAGAUUUAAUCGGAAUCUCGCCGUGGUAUAUCCUGCAGGUUUUGGAGGCAGCAGGGAAUUCUUUGGGUCCGAAUCACUUUAUCAGCAUGCUUCGGCUGAUUCGGUUAGUGCGGUUGGCGUUUAUCCUGAGGCACUACGAGCAGACAAAAAUUAUGUAUUUGGCGAUCAAGGCCAGCUUGCGGCCGUUGGGUAUUACCUUGUUUUUCCUCUUUACGCUGGUGAUGAUCGUUGCUACGGCGAUUUUCUACGCAGAGCCAUGCUAUAAUGUGGAGACUUGCACCUUUACGGACAUUUUCAACUCGGCGUAUUUUGUAAUGGUGACGGUCGCAACCGUGGGUUAUGGAAAUCAAGUACCCUCUUUGAAGAACCCUGGAUCCCUAUUUUUGACGAUGGUAGCAAUGAUUCUUGGGCAAAUCUACUUUUCCAUGCCCGUGGCGAUUAUCGGAAAUAAUUUCCAGUUGACCUACGAGAAGUUCCAGCUAGACAAGAAGAAGAAGUCCCGGUACCUCGAUGCAUCGCUUUCGCCAUUCGACUGCCAGCUACUGCAUAGCCAUGCCAAGCGACUGUGUGAUAUCCAGUAUCAUCUCUUAAAGUCGUGGUCAGUUCUGCACCACCACAUUCGUGGCAUCGCGCGCUCAAUCACCAGAGGUUCUCAAUCGUUCACCAUGGAUAUGCUCGAGCUUGAGGCUGACCGUCAGACCAAGAUCAAGGAAGGAAUCAGCCGUCUGCUCGAUAUCCACACCGAAGCUACGAUGUUAUUGCAGGUUUUUAUUCCUCACCGACGAAGAUCGCUUCAUAUGAGUCUGGAGUACCACGCACAAGGAGUGCUAAGCAACAUGUAUGCAAAAGCUAAGAAGGCAAUGGCAAAGGCGAAAAUAAAGUCAGGCCAUCCUUCAGCAAUCGUAGACCCUCGCACAGCCUCGCAAACAUUUAGGGGGCGACUUUGGCUGCUGCUGGAAGUUCCGGAUUCGUCGCGCCUUGCCACGAUUGUAAACCAAGCUAUGGUGGGAGUUGCGUUAGUCAGCAUCAUGCUGUUUUUCACGGAGUCGCUACAGGAGCUAGCAGCGAGCGGUGUCGAAACCAGUGGCUGCAGAUCAGUUGUCAAGAGCUAUUGCAGGACAACCGGGUUUGAAGAGAUGGACGCCGCGUGUUUUUUGCGAUAUCAAAAUGGCACGAGCGAAUUUACUGAGCAGCUAGAUUUCACCUGUGAGACUGUAGCGGAGUCGCUGACAUGUUAUGGAAAUGGACUUAACUUCGGAUCUCUAGAUCCAUCCGCGUUGGCAUGUGAAAAUGCCUUUUCAAAGACUGGAGUCGACUACGUGUGCUAUCGCCAACAAUGCCGAGCAUCGUUCAGCAUGAUUUUUGAUAUGGGUCCGUAUUGGAUUUACUUCGAAUGGCUUUUCGGUCUUGUGUUCACGCUGGAACUUGCGCUUCGAUUUUAUAUCGCGCAGGACCGCACGGAGUUUUGGAAGAAUUUUUACGUCUUUUUCGACGUGGUUGCCAUUGUGCCAUUCUUCGUGGAGGUGUCUGGCUACAUGUUCUCAAAUAUCCAACCAGAUUACGCGAUUGUUGCGACGUCACCAUCAUUUCUUUCUGUGAUCCGGGUGCUCAAAAUUAUGCGCAUUCUCAAACUCACUCGGCAUGUCCGAGGAACGAAGAUCCUAGCUUCUACUGCGAUAAAAGUUUGGAAACCUCUUGUUAUCCCGCUAUUCUUCCUGUUUACAGGAUGUAUCAUUGCUGGAGCUAUUUUCUAUGAGAUAGAGCGUGGAACAGAGUGCUUUGUUGGGCAGCCAUGUUGGUGGUGGCACAAAAAUGUUCUCACAUCAGAGCUUGCUGAAGGCCUUCCAGUUGGAAAGCGUGUUCUGAUUCAAGACAAAGUGAAAACGACAAUCACGGAUAUGAUCCACUCGACGUGGUUAUCGUAUACAACGUAA
Molecule: messenger RNA, 2241 nt
Organism: Phytophthora sojae
Lineage: Eukaryota; Oomycota; Peronosporomycetes; Peronosporales; Peronosporaceae
Exons: 4
Coding region: 1-2241 (746 amino acids)
Biological process (GO): potassium ion transmembrane transport
Cellular component (GO): membrane
Molecular function (GO): voltage-gated potassium channel activity
Source: RefSeq, a predicted model, not a curated record